Molecule: messenger RNA, 2400 nt
Organism: Cuscuta campestris
Lineage: Eukaryota; Viridiplantae; Streptophyta; Magnoliopsida; Solanales; Convolvulaceae
Source: the annotation of a GenBank genome assembly
GAGUAAUGCUUUAAUUCGUCUUCUUCUUCUUCCUCCCUUCAAUUACUCUAUCCUCCAUUAAUGCAGCAGAAACCCUGAAGCUCGCAGAAUGAAAUUUGAGCUGAAAUUCUGGAUCUAAGAGCUUGGGAUUUCCAAGAAACUACGCAGUGGCAGUCGUUUACGAGAGAAAUCAAAUGAAAUAAAAGUGAAAUCUGGUCCCUGAGAAAUGAGGGUUUUGCGAGAUUCGUGGUGUUUCUGCAACGGCGGAGGGAAGACGGAGCGAAUGAAGGCCUCCAUCUUCUCGAGCAAAGGUCCGGCAAUGGCUCAAAUAGCCUCCUGUAACGGCGGCGGCGGUGGCGGAACUGGGUUUUUGAUCCACCGGAAUCUGCUCCUCACCACCCACCUCAACCUCCCUUCCGCCCCUGCUGCCGAGGCUGCCGAGAUCCGCAUCCAAAACGGCGCCGCCGCUUGCCUCUUCCCUCACAGGUUCUUUAUAACCAGCACAGUACUGGAUCUGAGUAUAGUGGGCAUCGAUGCCGUGGAUGGAGAUGCAACCGGGCAGCCUCAUUUCCUGAAAACAUGUUCGAAACCGAAUCUCGAACUAGGAAGCUUAGUUUACUUACUAGGAUACAACAGUGAGAAGAAUGAGCUAACGGUGGGUGAAGGGAAGGUUGUAAUAGCCACUGACAAUCUCAUAAAGCUCUGUACAGAUGGGUUAGCAUGGAGCCCGGGCUCAGCCGGUUUUGAUGUUCAUGGAAAUCUUGCAUUCAUGGUCUGUGAUCCUAUGAAGCUGGCUACCACAUCUCCAAACUCAAGGUCAUCAUCUACGACAUCAUCAUCUUCAUGGAAGAAGAACGAUAGCACGUGUAGUAUGCAAUUCGGCAUACCAAUCCCAAUUAUAUGUGACUGGUUAAACCAGCACUGGGAGGGAAACCUUGACGAACUCAACAAACCCAAGCUGCCGUUGAUGAGAUUGGUGGUGUCUGGUGGUGGUGGUGGUGGGGGGCACCAAAGGAGUGACCAUUCUUGUGGUUCCUUCACGAUGAGGCAAGUCUUCAAAGGUGAGAUUGUUGAGGGAACCCCAACAUCCUCAAACUCGCCGCCAUGGUUGAGACCCAAAGAGCCUCUCGUUGGUCCAAGUGGCUUGACGACAACAACAGAUCAACACGGAAUCCCAACUCCUGAGAUUUUUGAGUCGCCAAAGGUAACUUCUUCAAUAGCCGCGAGGAAGAAGGAGAGCAUUCCAAAACAACAGCUUUUGGAUAUCAACUUCCCACCAAAGUAUUCUCCGGGUUCCAAACGAACACCAAGAGUUUCCAAAGCAACAGCUGUUGCUUCCCCAAAAUUUGCAAGGAAAAUGCCUUCAAACUACCACGAAAAGGUUUGUGGUGAAAAGUCAAGUGAUGGCUCAAAUGCUGAGAUCGCAUCAAUAGGGUCGAUAAAUGGGCCACACAGUGAUGUCCAAAGUUCAUCCCCCGUCGUUGAGGCAUCAGAGAUGCUGCAACAACAAUCCGACAAUUAUUACAGUAGCGAGGGGGAGACGACCACAAUGUACUCUGCAGAAACUGCAGAAAGCCGUAAUAUUCCAAGAAGUAAUCAACCUCCUCCUCCUCCUCAUCCUGGAGGGGGGAAGGCAGUGGGGAGGAGCCAGAGUUGCAUGAAUUACUCCAACAGAUGGGGGGCUGCUGUCCAAACCAGUUCAUCAGCUGCACAUAGGAGGAGGACGACUCCCGAGAAGGGCAGAAUGGUCUAUUCACACGGAGCAACAGCUUCACAGAGAAGCAACGACUUCUUUAGCCCCACGGUUUCUUCCAUAAUGAAGAAACGAAUCAACGCCGAGGUGGGGCCCAGGCCCAACAGGGUGCCACGCCACACUCCAAUAAACACGUCCUCUCCCAGAUGGAUGUUCUAAUGAAGCUCUAACAGCUGACACAGCCCCCCCGGACAGGCAAUUCUUUUGUCCUCUGCUCAUAGUUUUGGCUUCUUCGUUUUUCUUUCGCGCACUGUAAUUAAUUUUUCUUGGGAUGGGGAGAGUAUAUCAAAGAAAUGCUGCUCCAUAUUGGAAGAAGUAAUAAUCAUCUGUUACAGCCGAGGCUUGUGGAGCUUCGCCAUGACGGGUUAUGAGAGGGAGUUUUGGCAUGUCCCUUCAAGAAUUGUAGUAACAAUUGACUCCAUAUAUUGUAGAGGUCAUAUGGACACUCAGAGACUGAAUAGGGUUAUAAAAUGCCAUGCUUGUUUUCCUUUCUUUUCUAGCUAUGUUAUUGUUCUUUUGUCAUCAAGGAUCAAUGUCAUAACAUGACACCGGUCCAUUUUAGAGCCUAUUCUGUUCGACUCAUAAGUGUUUCCUACCCCCGCCAAUCGGUGAGGGGGUACAGGGAUGCAAGGGCAAGUUAGGGGAGAUAAGAAAUACUUCCAAGGUUA